Messenger RNA from Rhagoletis zephyria (snowberry fruit fly), 1284 nucleotides. RefSeq names its product structural maintenance of chromosomes protein 1A-like. The record is from RefSeq and is a predicted model, not a curated record. Lineage: Eukaryota; Metazoa; Arthropoda; Insecta; Diptera; Tephritidae.
UAUAAAAAAUACCUUAGCAACCAUUUAUUAUGCUUUCAUUUUUAAUUAUUUUAUUUAUCGUCUUCAAUUUGCAUACUUUUUGACGAGCUCAUGAAUAAAACAAAUUAUGAAAAUGAGUUGUCAGCCGAACGUGCUGCUCAAGCUGAGAGUAUUAUGCGAAUCGUAAACGAAUCCAUUGAAAAAUUACAGAUUUCCUUAGUAAUUCCCAGGAUAUUGGAGAACCCUUUCACCGUGAGAAGACAUUUAAAGAAUGAAGAAUGCUGGCAUGUGAUACAAUCAUACCUAACAAUGAAGAAACAUAAACCUGAGGAGAAUUUGCAGUUGCUUCAGUUAAUUGACAUGUUUCAUGAAAACCGUGAAAUGCUCAAUACACUACCUAACUGGUUAGAUGAAUUGAGCGAAGAAGAUAAAUCUCUUCUGAACGCUUUUACACUGCUGCAAAAUAUUGUUGCAGAACGUUUGAGCAAGUCGGCAAUGGCUGAAUUGGCGAAGGAGAAGAAAAUUCAUCAAAUCUAUCAUGAUAACGAGCAGAUGAAGAAGAAUAUCUUAGAAUUGCAAGCCAAAUUACAUAACCAAAAAAUGAACUUGAGAUGGAAGUUGGCAGCUAAAGAUGGUAUUAUCAAAAAGUAUGAGGCAGAUUUGGCGUUUAAAAAAUGGGACAAUAAUGUACGCAUAAGAGAAGAACUUGUGAAAUCUAGCAGGCGCAUUCACAACAUCCACGCCGCCAGUGUAAUUAAACAAAAAGAGUUGGAAGAGGAACUAGAGAAAACAAAAACUACAUAUGGAAAAAUUUUAAAACAGAAUCUCGCUCAUGAGAAGGAGGUUCGCGAUGAAAAAAAUAAACUUUUACUGCAAUUGCAAGCUUUGGUGAAGAAAUUCGAUCAAAAUAUUGGCGAAAAAAUUAAAGAGAAGGUUUAUUUGCAAGAGGAAUUUGACGAGCAAAAACGACAGUUUGACGAAUUUCUCAUUGAAUACCAACGCGAGGAGGCUGAAUAUGAAGCUAUCGUUAAAACAAAAGAAGAGGAAGAUAGGAGGAGGCACGAGGAGAGAGUCAUGCUGUUUAUGAUGACCCGUGCCGCGAAAAUUGUUCAGCGGGCAUACCGACGUUAUCGUCGCAAUAAAAAAAAGGUUGAAAAGAAAAAGGGCAAAAAGAAGCGCAAUUGAAGUGGUUUGGAAUAGCAUACACUCCUCAUGGAGGCACUUUAAAUCUACGGUAGAUGAUCGAAUCUAGGCACUCAAUGAAUUUUCAAUAUAUCGAGAAAUAUUUUGGAAAAAUUAUUUUGG